AAAAUAUUUUUGCAACUAGACUUCAACAAAAAAAAACUCGGCAGUGGACAGCCCGGGAAAAACUUUUUAUAAUUUCUUACCUUGAAAAUGUUCCUGGAGCUUCUGUACGUGGAACCGCUGAUAAAUUCCAAAUCCAACCCAAGCAAAUUCGAGAUUGGAGAAAUAAGCGGCAAGAGUUAUUAUUAGCUCAACCUCAUGUUAAGCGUCUUAAUAGUGGUUCUCGACCAAAUUUUCCUGAGCUUGAAGCAGAGCUUGCAGAAUGG
Dentiscutata erythropus is the source of this 263-nucleotide messenger RNA. NCBI's taxonomy places the organism in Eukaryota, Fungi, Glomeromycota, Glomeromycetes, Diversisporales, Gigasporaceae. The record is from the annotation of a GenBank genome assembly.